UCUGGCAUUGUACAGAUAAUCUUAAAAUUUCAAUAAUGGCCAAGAACCUCUAUCUUGCCCAGACACAAAUAGAACACUAUUCUGAUUUUUAUGAGUUCAAGAGCUCUAAAUGCAAGUACAAGCUCAAGAACUCUCUUUUGAAACAGGGAAAUAUAUUUAUCUUGCUAAUUGUUGUGUCAUCUGGUAACAUUGAAAUUAAGCUUCUGGUUUCUCCAUUUGAAACAGCUAGCACUGUUUUAAAGUUUAGUGAUUUAUGCCUAUAAUAGUACAAUUCUACAAUGCUAAAAUACUUAAAGCAUGCAGCAAAAGCCUUGCUGCUACAUCAUUUUGCAAACCAUGAUCAAUAAACUAAUAUACAAAAAAUAGACUCAAACCACAGCAAUUGGCACAGAUGUAACUUUAAUUGAGAUAGAAACCAGAAAGGUUCCUCUCUCAUUAACAUGGGAAGGAGGGGGGUCAGGGGGGGGGCCGCAGGUGAUUACACAUGUCAGACUAAAUGUGCUUUUGACAGAAGAAGUUAAAUUUUUUGCUUAGAAAUGUGAUUGGAAGAUAGCUGCUUUGAGCACAUGAACAGAAGGCACGUUUAAAAAACAACACUUUUGAUGUAUAUUUCAAAGUCCUAGAUGCAACUUUUUGUUUGGGGGGCCAGCCCUGAUAAAUAAAUGUAACAACAGCCACAUUUUUUAAGAUGAAAGUAUUUACUUAAUAUGCUACUUAAGUUUUUGGGGGGCCUUGCCCCCCAGCCCCUCACUGUAUCUUGAUCCUUGGUAUAUUUAAAUAAUACCCAAGAAACACCCAUUCCUCAUUUUGUUGUGGAAUAACGUAUACCUAGUCAUUUUGUAACAAGGGUGCAAAUGCAACUUUCUCUUGCACAAUUAUUGAUGAAUGAGUCUGUCUAAACAAAGUUUUCAACGACAUCUGUCUAAGCAAGAUUAAUGACCAUUUCUACAAGAAUUGGUUAGGAACUUUUAGGGUAUUUGCAGGAAAAGGGGAAUCAUAAAAAAAGAACGAUAAAGUUUUCUACUUUCGAUAUGAGUGAUUUGUGGUUCGAUUAGCUCUCUUUUAAUAAAAUCUAGCAUUUGUGUGGUGCAAGUUGCUCAAUAUCUUUAAGAAAGAAUAGUUUUAAUAACAUAUCGAUUGGAGUCAGAUGAUGACAAGCAAAGGCUAGGGCAUGGUUUAACAUAAAUUUUGUAGAACCGUCUGUUCCUUCUCUGAUGAAUCUUCGUUUUUCUAAUUCUUCUUUUUUAUACUUUGCAUUUUGUUACCGUUACCAAGAUGCCAUUACGCAAUAUGGUCGGGUAAUGAAAAAGAUGCGAAUUCUAUAUGGGUGUAUCUCAUUAGACUAGCAGAUCUUACACCAUGAACCAAUUAAGAGAAUAGCGACGAUCGUUAAGCACUAAUGCAGAAAGCAUUGUAUUUCCCAACAGCUCUCGUUUCAAUUCGGUGCACUUGUAAAGGAAAAGACUCACAUUAGGAGGUGAAAAUUGGACCCUGUGAUGAGUCUCGUAAAUGUGUCGGGAAACUGUGAAAGUUUUGCUUUAAAUCGCCUUUGUAUCUGAGCUGCUAAAAACCUGAUGUAUUUUUGAUCUGGAGGCCAAGUUGGGAGAUGAAACCAUCUUUAGGGAGCUUCUUAUAAUCUGUGAAAGCUUUGCGAAAUUUAGCGAAGCAUCUUGAUAUUUUUGGUCAAAUGAAUGCACUUCAGAUGUUAACCAAAAUUUUCCCAUAACUUUUUGUUGCGAAUUUUUUAAUUGAAACUCAGUUGAAAGGGAUGUUUUAUUAAAAUUCAAAAAACAACCACUUGAGAAUAUUUUCUAAUUUAGAUACGGUUUUUAGAAUAUAAGCGAUGGGAGGAGCAAGGUCUUGAAAUGAAUCCAGGUAUUCGUUAUGCAAAAAUUUUAAAAGCGAAACAGGGCAUUCUGAAUUAUAACAUAUUAUAAUUUUGGUUUUUAUAAUGUCUCUGUAGAUUGUGUGCUGGUGAGGUUAAAAUUUAUGUCUAGUUUCAUUGAUUUUUCAUAAACAGUGCCUUAAAAUUAUUUUGAAUUUCAACUAAUCAGAGAAUCUUAUCUGCGUAUAGAAAGCUAAGCCAUGUAAUAACGAACGGAAACAGGUACAAAAUGUUCAGUAAAGUACUAUAUUAUUCAAAAUUAAGGGGAAAAGAUCUGCCAUUUUCCUUCCUCUCCGCAGUUUCAUUUACACGGCAACAUACGAGAAGCAAUCAAAACAACUUCGCCUCCCACUAUUAAUGGAAGUGUGAAAGUUUCGCACUUCAAUAGUUACCGCUCUUUUCAUCCGAAACAAUUGGCCUUACGAACUCCACCGCGUUUGCAAAGACUUUUCCGCAGCUCAAAAAUAAACCGCCUUUUCGCUAUUAACACAUCGAGCUCUUUGCAGAAAAGCCGCUUAUAACCAGGCCUGACAAUAUUCGCUCGUUAAGGGCGGGAUUAUUUACAAAGUCGCGCCGAUUUCAAAGAUUUUCCACACCUUAUUAUCAGUAUGAUAUCUCGUAAAUUUGGGGUGCAGACGAUACCUUUUGCGGCUAAUUCCUAUUGACUCAUUAUUGUUAAUUUUAAUUAUACCUUAAACUCUUUUUCAAAUCGGUUUCGUAUGAGCCUUUCUUACAAAUUGGCGUUGCAACUGUGACUGUUAGUUCAUAUCUGUACAACACUCGAGUAGUGAACAUCUCUCUUCCGUUACAACGUCGCUCGCAUUCACUUUCAUCGCUCGUGGUUUAGCAUCUUCAAAUCGUUCAGUCAUGAGAUUCAGCAUCGAAGAAAUUCUCAAAAAAGAUGACGGUCUUACCGUUCGUAAAUAUUCUGGCAAGCGCUCUCUGGACUUCGAUUCAGGCCUUUCAAGCAUGGCCCCGUCUUCCGUCUCAUCCGACUACUCCAGCACAGACUCAACCAUGUCAGAUUGCUCCGAUGACGUAUUCGCAGAGCCGCAUGAAAUUAUUACCAAAAAGAGAAUUCGCACUGUAAUAACCCGAAGACACAAGGCCAAGCUGGAGCUUAUUUUCAAGAAAAAUCAGUAUCAAAGCAGACUGGAUCUUGCGAAAAUUGGCAGAGAGCUUGGGCUACCACAGCAUGCCUUGAAGAUAUGGUUCCAAAAUCGUCGUGCAAAAUUCAGAAAGCAAAACCACAAACUCUCGAGCAGUCAGUCUGAAACAAGGCCUAGCUCAACAGAUUCAUUCGAGUCGCAACCAGCACAUGACAAUCUGCUUCUUGGAAGGGAACAUCACGCUAUGGGCCUUUCGAUGGGCUGCAGCCAAGCUUGCUGUGCAAGGCAUGUCAUGCAACCCAGACCUCAUACCUGCAACUGCAUAGAAUGUCAUCAAGAACGUAUCUUCUUCCUCGAAGAGCAAAUACACAAGCAGUUUUUGAGAGACGAAAAACGAAGAAUGGAGUCAACGAGAACCAAAAGACCUAACAGCGAGAGCUGCAAUCGCACACCGUUCUGUUGCUGUCUCAAGUGUAGAGAAGGAACAUUUUAUGUCCAAUAUUAACGAACAUGAAAAAUGUCCACCGAGACGAUGUAUCUUAAAAUUUGAGACGAUGUAUUGAUGUAAAAUAGAAUGAAAUUCACCCUGUAAAUAUUUUAGGCAGAUUUUUAUAUAUAUACAAGAUUAACAAACUAUGUUGAAA
Molecule: messenger RNA, 3638 nt
Organism: Rhopilema esculentum
Lineage: Eukaryota; Metazoa; Cnidaria; Scyphozoa; Rhizostomeae; Rhizostomatidae
Biological process (GO): brain development; regulation of transcription by RNA polymerase II; neuron differentiation
Cellular component (GO): nucleus
Molecular function (GO): RNA polymerase II cis-regulatory region sequence-specific DNA binding; DNA-binding transcription factor activity, RNA polymerase II-specific
Source: RefSeq, a predicted model, not a curated record